Messenger RNA from Carya illinoinensis, 3315 nucleotides. RefSeq lists its product as uncharacterized. Bases 1 to 3315 code for a protein of 1104 amino acids. The record is from RefSeq and is a predicted model, not a curated record. Lineage: Eukaryota; Viridiplantae; Streptophyta; Magnoliopsida; Fagales; Juglandaceae. The transcript is spliced from 4 exons.
AUGGAUAAGGCUUGGAUGCACAUCGAAGAUAGAUUGGGUUCCAACGAAUAUGGUGAAGGUGUUAGACAGUUCAUGGCUAUGGCUCAAGCCCAUGCCCCCGGACAUGAUCACAUUAGGUGUCCAUGUAGAAGAUGCCGAAAUAGAGCUUUCCACCCUCUUAGUAUGGUCGAAGAUCAUUUGUUUAUCAUAGGCAUUGAACAAACUUAUACUAAGUGGAUUUUCCAUGGGGAAGAUGAUCCUUUCUUGGAUGUUACAUUUUCAGAUGAUGAUCAUGUUGAUACAUCGGCUUACAAUGACUACAUCGAUGAUAUGGACGACAUGUUAGAUGACAUUUUUAAGGGUGGGUUGCUUCACAUUAAGACAAUUGGUGGUUGGACCGUUAAGUCAUUUGACAUGCUGCUAAAUCUACUACGUGCUGCAUUUCCCCAUGCUCUUUUCCCAGCCACAUAUAACGAGGCUCGCCGCUUGGAGCGUGGGUUGGGAUUCAGUUAUGAGAAGAUACAUGUUUGCCCAAAUGAUUGUGCAUUGUUUUGGAAGGAAAAUGCAGCAUACAAUGAAUGUCCUAAAUGUAAUUCAUCAAGAUGGCUUUCAAGCACAAGUAAAGCACAUAAGAUACCACAAAAAGUCCUCUGGUAUUUUCCUUUGAAGCCACGCUUGCAGAGACUAUUUAUGUCAAAGAAGACAGCCAAAGACAUGAGAUGGCAUGUAGAAGAACGUGUUGACGAUUCGACUUGCAUGACACAUCCAGCAGAUUCUAGGGUAUGGAAAGACUUUGAUAACAAACAUAGUUGGUUUUCCCAAGAUGCUCGAAAUGUUAGACUUGGUCUAGCGAGUGAUGGGUUUAAUCCAUUCAAUAACAUGGCCAAACCGUAUAGCAUAUGGCCGGUACUACUUGUGCCUUACAACUUGCCCCCUUGGUUAUGCAUGAAAGAUCCAUACACCAUGUUGUCGUUGCUCAUCCCUGGCCCUAAGGCACCAGGAAAUGAUAUUGAUGUCUUUUUGCGUCAUUUAGUAGAUGAGUUAAUGGAAUUAUGGGAAGAUGGUAUUCAUACUUAUGAUGCACAUAAUGGGCAAAUGUUUAAAAUGCAUGCAGCGUUGCUUUGGACUAUAAAUGACUUCCCGGCAUACGCUAAUCUGUCCGGGUGGAGCACAAAGGGGAAAAUGGCAUGCCCUGCAUGUGCAGCUGACACAGAUUCUCUCUGGUUGGUUUAUGGGCGCAAACAUUGUUAUAUGGGUCAUCGACGGUGGUUAUUACCAGAUCAUGCAUGGAGAAGGAAGAGAAAUGCUUUUAAUGGGUAUGUGGACCAUCGACAAAACCCAUCAAGGGUCACGAGAGAUGAUUUGCUACACCAACUACUUGAGGUGUCACAUGUGCAGUUUGGAAAAUCUUCUCUAAAGAGAAAACGGACACCCAAUGAAUUAAAUUGGACAAAAAAAAGUAUAUUUUUUAAACUUCCAUACUGGCUACAUUUGGGAUUGAGACACAAUCUCGACGUCAUGCAUAUUGAGAAAAACAUAUGUGAUAACGUGUUGGGAACAUUGUUGAAUAUUGAAGGAAAAACUAAGGACUCUGCCAAUGCACGUAGGGAUUUGGAAAAUCUUGGAUUAAGGAAAGAAUUACAUUUACAACAUGAUGGUGAUCGCAUUUCUAUGAAUCUUGGAAGCUACAUGUUAAAUUUAAAUGAGCGAAGGAAUUUUUGUGCAUGGUUGUCAGAAGUGAAAUUCCCUGAUGGUUUUGCAUCAAAUAUUGCCCGUUGUGUCAACGUUAGUGAAGGAAAAAUCAAAGGAAUGAAGAGUCAUGAUUGUCAUAUCUUUAUGCAAACACUACUUCCGGUUGUCAUAGGUGGAUUUUUACGACCUAAUGUGCGUCAAGCUUUAAUAGAGUUAAGCACUUUCUUCAAAGAGUUAUGUUCACGAACUUUGACAUUACCAGUGUUGCAUUGGCUAGAAGCUAAUAUCCCUAUCAUUCUCUGUAAACUAGAAAUGAUAUUCCCACUAACAUUUUUUGACAUCAUGGUCCACCUUGCUAUUCAUUUGCCAGAGGAGGCAUUGUUAUGUGGACCUGUUCAGUACAGGUGGAUGUAUCCAUUCGAAAGGUAUUUAGGAAAAUUCAAGCGGUACGUCCGCAAUCGAGCCCGUCCAGAAGGUUCAAUUGCUGAGGCAUAUAUUCAUCUCGAGUGCCUGACAUUUUGCUCUAUGUACCUUCAUGAUAUCGAGAGCAGAUAUAACCAAGAGGAACGCAACAUUGAUGUUCCAGUUGGAGGGAGUUCAUCGAUUAUUUGUCCAAGUUUAUCUGUUUUCUCACAAAAGAUUCGUCUGUUGGGGACAGCAAUCUCUCACAAAUUAGAAGACACACUUAUAGCAAAGGCCAUAUGUGAGCACUAUAAGAAGAUUAAAGAAGAGGACCAGAAUAACGUCGAACGUAGGCAUCAAAGUCAAUUCCCAUCCUGGUUCAGAUCACACGUGAGGGAGUUGCGUGCAAAUAGUCCAAAUGACAUCACCGACGACAUAUAUGCAUUAGCAUGUGGUCCAGAUCCGUGGGUUGCAUCAUAUGCCGGUUGUAUAAUGAAUGGAAUUCGUUUCCAUACUAAAGAGCGUGAAAGGCAUCGCCGCACCCAAAAUAGCGGUGUGGUUGUUAAUGGCGAGCACCAAGGAUUGCCUAUGGACUUCUAUGUUGUGUUGCAUGACAUUAUUGAAUUACGGUAUAUGGGGUGGCAUAAGGUAUACUUAUUUAGUUGUGCCUGGUGGGAUGUUGGCGACCCGAGAAGGGGGAUACGUGUGAAGGACCACUUAACAAGUGUGAAUACAGCAAGACAAUGGUAUAAAGAUGAGCCAUUUGCCUUAGCGUGUCAAGUAUGUCAAGUGUUUUACCUAAAGGACCCAACCUUGGGGGGAAGUUGGAAUGUCGUACAUAAGAUUACAAAUAGGAAUUUUUACAACAUUCAAUCCAUGACAUUAGAAGAGGAUGAGAGUAAUGAUGAUGAUGAAUCCAAUAGGAGUGAUGCAAUAGGUGAGGGUGAAACCAAUCUCAAUGAGUAUGGGCCUAUUCUCGACAAUGACUCAUCGAUGCAACAUCCAUUAAUGCAUCGAGUCGAUCAAGAGCCUUUGACGGUCGAUCCAUUAACCAUUUCACCUCGAGUGAUGUCUCAACCAAUAGAGGAUGAUAUAUUUAUUAAUGAUAACACCAUUGACGAAGACAUAGAGAUGGAGAACAUAAAUGUGGGGCAAAACUCUGGUUCCGAGAUGCAGCACCAUCUAGAUGAGGUGACGGAGGAUGAUGAUGGUAUGGCUUAUCCAUUCAAUUUGAUCAUAUAA